AUGAUAAGGAAGACUUUUUCUUUGGUGAUUGCCUUGGCCUGGGUAGGCUUUUCUGUCUAUUUAGGAUCUUUAAUGCAAUAAGCAUUCGAUGAAAGCCAAGAUUAUGGUAGAUAUAACUUAGCUUUUAGCCAUAUUGCAUUUGAUAUAACUGUCAUCGUUUCAAUUUGUAUCUUCAAUUUCUUCUGGAAUAACCUCCAAAUUUUUGAUGCAUACUACGGACUUAUCCCUGUUGCUCGUUUAGCAGUUCUUAAAAUGAAUUCUGAUAAGGUUUUUUAAGAAUUUAAUUUCAAGAAUUUCCUUAUUACCACUCUUAUCGGCAUUUGGGGUGUACGUCUUUUUGCUCACAUUUUUUAGAAAUGGAGAGGUUUCCCUGAUUAAGAUAGACGUAUAACUGCUACCGAAAUGAGAUACAGAGGAGUUAAGCGUAUUUUCUUCUGGCUUUGGUAACAACCUUUCAUAGCUUUCAUGAAUGCUUUGUUAAUUUCAUUCCUUACAUUACCCGUUACUGCUUUUUAUACUAGAGAUGCAGAAGCAAUUUAGAGAGGUGAAAAGUAUAAUUUCAGUGAAAUUUUGGGUUAUGCAUUAGCAAUUUAUGGAUUAGCUGUUUAAUCAAUUGCUGAUUUAGAAUCUAACUUAUGGAGAGACUCAGGAGCUUCUCACAAAGUAUGCGAUACCGGCUUAAGAAGAUAUCUCCGUUACCCACAAUACUAUGCUGAAAUAGUUUUCUGGUUUGGUAUCUGGGGUGCUUGUGUCUCUUCUUUCUCCACUGCAACUGUUAUCAGUAGUUUCGUUUACUGGCCUAUUGGUUUUGUAAUUGAAGCUCUUUGGUUAGUAGUUAUGACUACAAUCAUGGAUAAAAGAGUUCUUGUUCGUAAAGAAGGCUGGUAAGAAUACAAAAGAAAAGUAAGAUUCGGUCUUAUCCCUUUCUUCCGCUUUUGA
This is a messenger RNA of Tetrahymena thermophila SB210, 939 nucleotides long. Its product is annotated as membrane protein, putative. The record is from RefSeq and is a predicted model, not a curated record. Lineage: Eukaryota; Ciliophora; Oligohymenophorea; Hymenostomatida; Tetrahymenidae. Gene Ontology annotation, cellular component: membrane. The transcript has a single exon.